Messenger RNA from Paraglomus occultum, 1348 nucleotides. The record is from the annotation of a GenBank genome assembly. NCBI's taxonomy places the organism in Eukaryota, Fungi, Glomeromycota, Glomeromycetes, Paraglomerales, Paraglomeraceae.
AUGUCAUUUCAGCUCGAAGAAGAAAUCCGUACUUUCAGAGAAGACCAUAGCCGAAUAUCAAAGGCUUUCCGCGAACGACAACGUCAAAGACGAUUACAACUUUCUUCAAACCCACUAUUCCGUGGUAAACUUCCCGGAUACCACGAACAACGGAAAUCUAGCACAAAUGAAGAAAAGAAUUCUGCCAAGACUGGAAAACACGUCGUCUUUGAAAUACUAAAUCACCCAAACAAAUCGUUUCGCUCGAAAUGCGAACAAGCUUCCAACGAUACAGAUAACAAAUGGAAGAGCUUACCCGGAUCAAUGCUGCUGCGUAAUGUGUAUGCAGGAAGAAAUUUAGUUGAUGGAAUGAAUCAGGCAGACCGUUUACAACAAGACGGUGAAAAGACAAUUAGGAACGACUAUUGUCAACAUUUUGUUGAUUCAGGGAAGAGGCCGCAGAAUUUUAUUAGGGAUACGGAACUGUCUCAGCGAUUUGACGAAUAUCCCAAGCUGAAAGAGUUGACCAAGUUGAAGAAUAAUCUUGUAGCAACUCGAUCAACGCCACCGACAUACUUGAAAACCGAUUUACGAACUUUUGAUUUAAAGUCACUCGGUACUAAAUUUGACGUCAUACUAAUUGAUCCGCCAUUGGAAGAUUAUUGCCGACGAUCGCCCAUAGUUGCCGGAACCGAAGAUGUGGCAGCAACUCCAUCGUUCAUAUUCAUCUGGUCAGGUGACUCAGAAGGUCUUGAUCGCGGUCGUCAGUUGUUAUUAAAAUGGGGGUAUCGUAGAUGUGAAGACAUUGUCUGGAUUAAGACGAACAAAUCCUGGGAGGGAAGUAGGUUUAUAGAGCCUAGAUCGGUACUGCAAAGGACUAAGGAACAUUGCAUAAUGGGAAUAAAAGGAACUGUACGAAGGAGUACAGAUGGACAUUUUAUACAUUGUAAUGUUGAUACAGAUGUGAUAAUAUCGGAGGAACCGCCGUUUGGAAGCUUGAACAAACCGGAAGAACUUUAUCAUAUAAUAGAACAUUUCUGUCUCGGUCGCCGACGGUUAGAACUCUUUGGCGAGGAUCAUAAUAUCCGCCCUGGGUGGCUGACAAUUGGAAGUGAGCUAUCUAGCUCUAAUUUUAAUGGCGAAACAUAUACAUCAUAUUUUUCAGAACCCAAUUCAUACUUGUUAGGUUCUACAGCUGAAAUCGAAUCUCUGCGACCAAAGUCUCCGCCUCCACGAGAUUCAACGGCAGCAAAGGUUGGUGUUGCCCAAGGUGGAAUCAUCAAAUCCAAGAACAAAAAGCCACCUAAUGCGCCAAUGAUGCCAAUUGUGCCCAUGCCAAUGCCAGGAUUUCCUCAUAGAUGGUUACCCG